CUCUGGGGUCCUCCGCGCCUCGCCCACCUCUCUCGUGCAGGCUCUCCUCCGGGCCGGAGCUUCGGGCCGCAAGGGUGCGUCGGGCCUGCGCUGUCCCCGCCGCGGCCCUCCCCGCCCCGCCGCCCUUCCCGGCCGCGCGGCCGCCCGAGCCCCCUCCCUUGCCGCGCGCUGCGCGCUCCGCCAGGGCCGCCGCCGCCGCCGCGUGCUCCUGCUGUCUCUUCGCUCCAGCCCAGCGAGCCAGAGGAGCCGGCGAGAGGGAGAGAGAAAGGGGGAGGAGAGAGGCGAGAGAAAGAGAGAGAGAGAGGGCGGCAGCGAGGCAAGAGAGCGAGCGCCGAGCCUCCUCGGACAGCGGCCCCUCCGCGGUCCCAGCCGCUCGCGUGGUCGGAGGAGACGCGGUCGCCGCCGCCGCCUGAGCCCGGCCCCGCGCUCUCCUCGCCGCCGGCUCGCCGGUGCCCGCGCGGCCCCGGGACGCCGUUGCCCGCUCGGCGGCCGGGAUGCAGCCGGGGCAUGGCCGCCGGGCCCCUGUCACCUGCCGCGGGGAGCGCUGAGCCCGUUGGAAAGCUGCCUCUGAGACUCUGAAGAUUUUCCUGCUGAUACUCGCUCCUCCCCAGUAACCCUCCAUCCCAAGGAGAGCCCCAGAAAGAACACCAGGGGGGCCUCCCUGCUGCCUCAGAACCACCUCACCCACCACUCCAGCGCUAAGUCAGAGCUGCCUGAGGAAGACUCCACACGCGUUUCCCUUGAGCUGGUCUGCAGGCCCCUCCGGCUGGGACCCUGUCCUAGGAGCUGCCCGUCUGCAAACAGAGAGCCCACAGUGCCUCGGGAAAAAUUGGCUGAAUAAAAGGGCAAUCAGGACGCCACGGCUCCGCCUGAAGCGAUGGCCCAGCCCUACCCCCCGGCCCAGUACCCCCCUCCGCCACAGAACGGCAUCCCCGCCGAGUACGCCCCACCCCCACCGCACCCCACUCCGGACUACUCGGGCCAGACCCCGGUCCCCCCAGAGCAUGGCAUGACCCUGUACACACCAGCACAGACCCACCCGGAGCAGCCGAGCAGUGACACCAGCCCACAGCCCAUCACAGGGGCCCAGACGGUGCCGCAGACAGACGAGGCGGCACAGACGGACAGCCAGCCACUCCACCCCUCCGACCCCACAGAGAAGCAGCAGCCCAAGCGGCUGCACGUCUCCAACAUCCCCUUCCGGUUCAGGGACCCCGACCUGCGGCAAAUGUUCGGGCAAUUCGGAAAAAUUUUAGACGUGGAGAUCAUUUUUAACGAGCGGGGCUCCAAGGGUUUUGGGUUUGUAACUUUUGAAACUAGCUCAGAUGCUGACCGAGCCCGGGAGAAGCUGAAUGGGACGAUCGUAGAGGGCCGGAAAAUUGAGGUCAACAACGCCACAGCCCGGGUCAUGACCAACAAGAAGACUGCCAACCCCUACACCAACGGCUGGAAGCUAAAUCCGGUGGUAGGGGCAGUCUAUGGACCUGAAUUCUAUGCAGUGACGGGGUUCCCCUAUCCCACCACCGGCACAGCCGUUGCCUACAGGGGCGCGCACCUACGGGGUCGGGGCCGGGCUGUAUACAAUACGUUCCGGGCUGCACCGCCCCCGCCCCCCAUCCCGACUUAUGGAGCGGCACUGGAGCAAACGCUUGUUAAAAUGCCAGUCCCAUGGGCAGGGCUGGCACCCUGCCCCCUCCCUCCUCAGCAGACACCGGAGCCGGCCUACCCCACCUCUCCAGCGUUCCCACCACUUUCUUGUCCGUUUGCUUCCAGGGUCGUGUAUCAGGAUGGCUUUUAUGGUGCUGAGAUUUAUGGAGGCUAUGCCGCCUACAGAUACGCUCAGCCAGCAGCAGCUGCAGCCGCCUACAGUGACAGUUACGGCAGAGUCUACGCGGCUGCUGACCCCUACCACCAUACCAUCGGCCCCGCGGCGACCUACAGCAUUGGAACCAUGGCUAGCCUCUGCCGAGGAGGGUACAGCCGCUUCACCCCCUACUAGCAAGAGGCCCAGCCCCUAACAGCAUUCACUCUGACUGCCUAGUACACACCAAACCCAGCAGUCCAAAAGCAGGCACAGCCACUCCGAGGACAGUGCGCCCCUCCCGGUCAGCGACACGCGCCGCUGACCUCCGCGACUCUUUAAGUCCAUAGGUUUUACCUCCGGCCAGCUGGUCUCCCCCCAUGAUGGUGUGUGUGUCUUUGACCCUGGUCACCCCUGUAUGUCUGAAACCUUGGUUCCUAUUUUGACUCUGUUGAUGUUGUGCCCCACCCCACCCCCAGCCCUGAGCCAUUUCAGGUAUAGGACCCACAGAGUGGGAGGGGCUAGGCUACUAGAAGACCUCUUCUCAAGAACUAGCAAUAGAGCCCAAGAGAGCCAUGCCCACUCUCCUGUCACCUGUCCCCACCCGGCCCCAAGGAAGACACCAGUCCAGCCUCCCCAGGAAGCCACCCCAGCCAGUCUGGCCACAGCCCUGCUCCUGCCCCUGGGGUUCAGGCGGCGAGGGGCUCUUGUCUGUCUGCCCCACUUGGUGGGUUCCCAGCCUCGACAAUGGUCACUCCUGAUCUUCACCCAGCUAAUUGCAGGAGUAGCUGUCUCUGCCCUCCUUGUCCCCAUUCAGCUAAACUCACAAUUCUGAUUAAAUCUGACUGAUGUUUCCUGCUGAAGUUGUCACAAGUCGUGGGGGAGCCACACCAGCCUCAGGGGUUCCUUAGCCUCUAUACAAGAAAUGAAAGAGUCUUAAAGUGGUCCAGCCCUGCAGUGCCCCGGGGGCCUUCCCUUAGCCUGUCUGCCCCACUGCCCACACUCGUGAGUCUUUCCAAGCCAGCCACACUGGAGACGGGGUCCCUGCCUGCCUGGCACCCCAGUCUGUAUUUGAGUGCAGCCCUGCCUUCCCUUCCCCAAGCUUGGAAUGUUCUUUUCCGGGUACCUUUCUGGAAGGGGAGUCUGAGCGAGAGAGCAGGGAAAGGUGGUGCUCACCAUCCAGCCCCUCUGGCGGGACAGUGUUAGCACCCACCUCCUGUCUGGAGAAGCUCGGGGCUCAGCUCUGCUGCAGGGCUCUGGGGCCUGCAGGUAAAGCUGAGACGGCUGGGGGAGCUUCUGGAAGCUUCAUGUGUGGCCCUGUCGCCACUGUUACAGGGGAAAGUGGCCGGGCCAAGGAGGCCCUGGGCUCCUGUGUGCCAGAGCUGGCUUCCGGAGGUAUGGACGGCCAGCUAGAGGGUGCAGGUCCCCGCUAGCCAGGGCGUAAGCCACCAGCACAUGGUCUCCGGUUGGUGGGGUGGCAGGCCUCUAGAGGUACCCAGCCAGCUCACCUCCACUGCCUGAACACCCUCUCAGCUGCCUCAUUCCAGACCCCCGACAUGGCCCGUGCAGCGCCAUCCACCCACCAUGCCCUGACCUCUGCCCUCAUUUGCCCUGAGCAGCCAGGCCCUGCCCACCCAGGGCUUAGCAGAGUCCACCAGUAGCUUCUGCCAGCUGGGUACACUGUGGCUCUUCCAUCUCCGCCACCCUAUCCUCCCCUUCUCCCUGCUGGAGGGCAGAGGUCUGCAUUCAAUUCCCUUGUGCGAGAUGGGGAGUGGGGCCGGUGUGGGGCGCCCUCCCCCCGCCCACCUGGCACCCAGGGCCCCAGAUCCUGCCACCCCUCCCCACCAUAGCACGCCCGGCAGUUGCUUCUGUGACCUGCAAGUCCUGCCUUUCUGUUUCU
This is a messenger RNA of Capra hircus (goat), 3701 nucleotides long. It is a transcript of the gene RBFOX3, whose product is annotated as RNA binding protein, fox-1 homolog 3. The record is from RefSeq and is a predicted model, not a curated record. Gene Ontology annotation, cellular component: nucleus; cytoplasm. The coding region runs from base 878 to 1999 and encodes 373 amino acids. Gene Ontology annotation, biological process: regulation of alternative mRNA splicing, via spliceosome; nervous system development. NCBI's taxonomy places the organism in Eukaryota, Metazoa, Chordata, Mammalia, Artiodactyla, Bovidae. Gene Ontology annotation, molecular function: mRNA binding. The transcript has 15 exons.